AUGUUUCUGCGAAAUAUUCCCAUAACGAUAACAACUAGAUCUCUCAUAGGAAACGAAACAAAACGUUAUUUUAUGAAAUGUUACCCUUACGCAUCUAAUACCUCUGGUUUUCAAGGAAAUAACAAGAGUUCAAACAUAUUAGAUAAUCAUCUCUCGACAACGAUCACCUCCCCGAAUGGGAAGAGAAUAAUAAUGGAAAAAAAAGCCAAAAAAGAGGAUAUCUCGAUAUUUGAAGACCAAAUUAAAAGAGUCAAUGACCUUUCUAUUAAAUUUUCCGAUCAUAAUGCUAAGAUCACAGAACUUCCCCCAAAUUUUGGAUCCAAUCAAGUGAUUAUUGUAGAGAAGGAUCUAGAACGUGAACUUAAAGGAAUAGUUAAUUCAUUUGAUGCCUCGAUCGAAGUGGCAAUUGGAUAUGGUUCGGGAGUAUUUGAACAAGUGGGAUAUACAAGUGACCAGCCUCAGGAGAAACCUCAAAUCGAUAUUAUUUUCGGUGUAGUCGAUCCUGUGAAAUUUCAUACAACAAAUUUGAUUCAAAAUCCUCAUCAUUAUUCAAGUAUGAAGUAUUUAGGGAGUGGUAAGAUAUCAUCAUUUCAAGAACUUGGAGCAGGCAUAUAUUUCAAUCCAUUUACUAAUAUUAUGGGUCAUCAAGUGAAAUAUGGUGUAGUCUCUAUGAGUAGACUCUUAAGAGAUCUUUCACAAUGGGAUACAUUUUACCUCGCUGGCCGAUUACAGAAACCUGUUAAAUUUCUUAAGGAUAAUAUGUCUAUAAGAUAUUGGAAUCAAAUAAAUUUAAGAAAUGCUGCAACAUUGGCCAAACAUCUAACAUUAAAGAAACAAAAACAAAAAUUGAAUCAAUCAAGAAUUGAUGAAUAUCAAUUCUUCAAAGAGAUUUCUGGUUUAAGUUAUUUAGGUGAUAUCCGAUACACUUUAGGUGGUGAAAAUCCUAAUAAGAUUACAAAUAUUGUGACUAAGAAUCUAGAAAAAUUCAGAUAUUAUUAUGGUCCAAUCUGGGAAGAUGUUGUUAUCAAUGGACAUCAUUCUCUACCUCAAGGUUUUACUUAUGAGAACUCUGUCCAUCUUUUGAGAAAUAGAAUAGCAGAAUAUAGUGUUAUACAGACUACUAAGGGUAUAUUUACUGCAGGUGUUACUAAAUCAAUCAAAUAUGCGUGGAAUAAGAAAAUGAAAGCGUGGAAGCAACAUUAA
This is a messenger RNA of Maudiozyma barnettii, 1203 nucleotides long. It is a transcript of the gene TAM41, whose product is annotated as putative phosphatidate cytidylyltransferase. Gene Ontology annotation, molecular function: phosphatidate cytidylyltransferase activity. Gene Ontology annotation, biological process: CDP-diacylglycerol biosynthetic process; cardiolipin biosynthetic process. NCBI's taxonomy places the organism in Eukaryota, Fungi, Ascomycota, Saccharomycetes, Saccharomycetales, Saccharomycetaceae. Gene Ontology annotation, cellular component: mitochondrion. Bases 1 to 1203 code for a protein of 400 amino acids. The record is from RefSeq and is a predicted model, not a curated record. The transcript has a single exon.